AGCUCUGUCCGCCGCUGGGAAGGCGGGGCUUCCUGCUGUGUGCAUCGAGCGCCUCUGUAGAUCCAGUUGCUGUGGUGGAUUCAGGGAAGCGAGCCGUGAAGACUCUCUUUUUCGGAACGAGGCCGUCCUCCUUCGUGGACUUCCGAGCGGAGACUUAGCCAUGCCGAACUCGAGGCCCAGGCCCCGCCGGGGCGUCGGGGGUGGCGCAGGUGCGGCCGGCCGGGACCGACUGGUGGCACGAUCCUUGCAGAGUGCUGAGCACUGUCUAGGUGACCAGGAUUUCGGCACUGCCUACGCCCAUUACCUUCUGGUGCUCAGCCUGGCGCCAGAGCUCAAAGACGACGUGAAGGAAACUUUUCAGUAUACACUUUUCAAGUGGGCUGAAGAGCUUCACACACUGAGUCGAAUACAAGACUUACUUGGUUGCUACGAGCAGGCCUUGGAGCUGUUUCCUGAUGAUGAAGUGAUUUGCAACAGUAUGGGCGAGCAUCUCUUCAGAAUGGGCUUUCGAGAUGAGGCGGCUGGGUAUUUUCAUAAAGCAGUGAAGCUAAACCCUGAUUUCAACGAUGCAAAGGAGAACUUUUACCGUGUAGCAAACUGGUUGGUGGAGCGCUGGCACUUCAUCAUGCUUAAUGACACCAAGAGAAAUAAGAUUUAUAAUGCUGCAAUCCAGAAGGCGGUGCGCUUGGGAUCCAAAACCGUUCUGGAUAUUGGCACAGGAACUGGAAUACUGAGCAUGUUUGCUAAAAAAGCUGGCGCACAUUCAGUAUAUGCCUGUGAAUUAUCCAAGACCAUGUAUGAACUUGCCUGUGACGUAGUGGCUGCAAACAAGAUGGACAAUGGGAUAAAGCUCCUACAUAUGAAGUCACUUGAUAUAGAAAUUCCAAAACACAUUCCUGAAAGAGUGUCCCUAGUUGUAACAGAAACUGUCGAUGCAGGUGUAUUUGGAGAAGGGAUUGUGGAGAGUUUAAUUCAUGCGUGGGAGCAUUUACUUCUGCAACCAAAGACCAAAGGAGAAAAUGGAAAUUGCGGGAAGUAUGGGAAAGUGAUACCAGCCAGUGUUGUUAUAUUUGGGAUGGCAGUCGAGUGUGCGGAGAUACGAAGGCAUCAUAGGGUUGGUGCUAAGGACAUUGCUGGUAUACAUUUACCAACAAAUGUGAAAUUUCAGAGCCCAGCCUAUUCUUCUGUAGAUACCGAAGAAACAGUUGAACCGUACACAACUGAAAAGAUGAGUGGAAUCCCUGGAGGAUACCUGCCUUUGACAGAGUGCUUUCAGAUUAUGAAAGUUGAUUUCAAUAAUCUUCAGGAAUUAAAAAGUCUUGCAACUAGGAAGCCACACUCUCUUAAUGUCCCUGCUAUUAAAGAAGGCAUGCUGGAUGCUAUUAUGGUCUGGUUUGUUCUCCAGCUUGAUGAUGAACACAGUUUGUCCACAAGUCCUAGUGAGGAAACCUGUUGGGAACAGGCUGUUUAUCCAGUACAGGCCCUUGAAGACUACUGCAUACAGCCUGGCGACCGAGUGACAAUGGAGGCAUCUUGUCAUGAUUGUUACCUAAGAAUCCAGGGGAUCCGUAUCUUGCAUUUGGAACAUGAAAUGGAAGUUAUAAAAAGUUUUACCAAGAGUAAAGACUUGCUCUCUCUAGGAAAUGAGGCCGAACUUUGUAGUGCUCUGGCUAACCUUCAGACCAGUAGACCAGAAGCCCUGGAGCAGACCUGUGUGUUAGAGCCCACGGAGAUUGCUCUGCUUAAUAACAUUCCAUAUCAUGAAGGCUUUAAGAUGGCAAUGAGGAAGGUGUUGUCUUCCCUGGCCCCGGAGCCGCUGUGCCAGCCCAUGGACACUCACUGUCAGUACAUGGAAAUGAACUCUGGGAGUGGACAGAGUGAUGCUGCACCAAGCACCUCUGACCCUUUCUAUGUGCUGGAUGUGUCUGAAGGCUUCUCUCUUUUGCCUAUACUUGCCGGAACACUUGGUCACGUUAAGCCCUACAGUUCAGUGGAGAAAGACCAGCAUUGUACCGCUUUGGACCUCAUAGCCGAAGCCAAUCACUUCCCGAAGGAAACACUUGAGUUUUGGCUGCGACAUAUAGAGGAUGAAGCUGCAGUAUUGCAAAGGCCCAAAUCAGACAAAUUGUGGAGCAUAAUUAUAUUAGAUGUCAUUGAGCCAUCUGGGCUUAUUCAGCAAGAGCUAAUGGAAAAGGCUGCCAUAUCCAGAUGUUUAUUGCAGUCUGGAGGCAAGAUCUUCCCCCAGUAUGUGCUAAUGUUUGGAAUGCUUGUGGAGUCCCAGACGCUGGUAGAAGAGAGUGCGGUUCAAGGGACAGAACAUACUCUUGGGCUAAACAUAGCACCUUUUAUUAACCAGUUUCAGGUGCCUGUCCGGGUGUGUCUGGAUUUAUCUUCUUUGCCAUGUGUCCCUUUAAGCCAGCCAGUGGAACUGUUGAGAUUGGAUCUGAUGACUCCAUAUUUGAACACUUCCAAUAGAGAAGUAAAGGUCCGUGUGUGCCGGUCUGGGCGAGUGACCGCUGUUCCAUUUUGGUUUCAUUUGUGCCUGGAUGACGAGGUCAGGUUGGACAGCUCAGAUGAAGCCUCCCACUGGAAACAGGCUGCAGUGGUUCUGGAUAAUCCCAUCCAAGUACAAGAGGGAGAGGAGCUCGUACUCAGUGUUGAGCAUCACAAGAGCAACGUCAGCAUCACAGUGAAGCAGUGAGACUGAUCGUACAAUGACUGUGAAAAUGCUUGGAAUCGUCAAACGUGGUUAAAGGCUGCAGUAAUAAAGCCCGUGUGAAAAGUCUUAAAGCGCAUGUAACAUGGUUUCUAAAAUGUAGACAUAGUGUUCUAGA
Mastomys coucha (southern multimammate mouse) is the source of this 2834-nucleotide messenger RNA. RefSeq names its product protein arginine methyltransferase 9 (gene Prmt9). Bases 161 to 2701 code for a protein of 846 amino acids. The record is from RefSeq and is a predicted model, not a curated record. The transcript is spliced from 12 exons. Gene Ontology annotation, molecular function: protein-arginine omega-N monomethyltransferase activity; protein binding. NCBI's taxonomy places the organism in Eukaryota, Metazoa, Chordata, Mammalia, Rodentia, Muridae. Gene Ontology annotation, biological process: peptidyl-arginine methylation.